Messenger RNA from Asparagus officinalis (garden asparagus), 1066 nucleotides. Its product is annotated as UPF0603 protein Os05g0401100, chloroplastic. The transcript is spliced from 3 exons. Lineage: Eukaryota; Viridiplantae; Streptophyta; Magnoliopsida; Asparagales; Asparagaceae. Bases 117 to 959 code for a protein of 280 amino acids. The record is from RefSeq and is a predicted model, not a curated record.
CAACCAAUCAAAAUCCAAAACCCAAUUCAAUCCAAAUCAAUACAUCUAAAAAAAAAAAAUUAAAGAAAACCAUCAAAUACUCUCACUCUCUCAGUGCACCUCAAUUCCCCUCAACAAUGGAGACCCUCAUCUCCUCUCCUUCAUCCUUUACUGCUCUCCUCAAAACCCCCAAACCCCAACUCUCAAAACCCAUACAACAAAAACCCAUAUCAGUCUCUUCAUCCCUCAAAAAACCCAUUAUCUCCACAUCAACUCCCUCUCAAAAGAGCUUCAUUUCCUACCUCCAGCACGGGCUCGCUGCGGCCGCACUCUCUCUGGCCAUUAACUUCUGCCCUCUGGACUCUGCAGUCGCUUCGGAGUUUGAUAUUCUCAGCGGAGGGCCGCCGACUGAGACUUAUGUUGUUGAUGAUGCUGGUGUUCUGAGUAGAGUUACUAAGUCUGACUUAAAGAGGUUAAUGUCUGAUCUUGAGUCGAGGAAGAACUUGCACAUUAAUUUUAUCACCCUUCGGAAGCUCACGAGUAAAGCAGAUGCAUUUGAGUAUGCUGACCAAGUGUUGGAGAAAUGGUAUCCCUCAAUUGAAGAAGGCAAUAACAAAGGUGUAGUUGUGCUUGUAACCAGCCAAAAGGAAGGGGCAAUCACAGGAGGACCAGCAUUCAUUCAAGCUGUAGGAGAUACAAUUCUAGACGCUACUGUAUCAGAGAAUCUCCCUGUUUUAGCUACAGAUGAAAAGUACAACGAAGCUAUGCUAAGCACUGCCAAACGUCUAGUGGCAGCUAUUGAUGGUCUACCAGAUCCUGGUGGGCCGACGUUUAAGGAGAACAAGCGUGAAUCCAACUUUAAAAGCAAAGAAGAAACCGAGGAGAAGCGAGGACAGUUUACUCUUGUUGUCGGAGGUUUGCUAGUGAUUGCUUUUGUUGUUCCAAUGGCACAAUACUAUGCUUAUGUGUCCAAGAAGUAGGCUUAUUUAUGUGUAGCAAUUGUUACUGAAAAUUUUAUGCUCAUAUAUUACUCAAAAACAUGCACAGAGAUUUAUGAAUCGUAUGGUAUCAGUUGAUUUUUUUUUUU